CGGGAAGUCCUUUGCCACGCGCGUGAUGGGAAGAGCCGCCUAGUUCUUCUUGACUCAUUCAAACUUUUUUUCAUGUAAAUAUUGAUCUGGUUUUAUUGCAGAACGACUUGUUUCUGUGUCCGUGAGACAUCGUGAAGUGACGGAUACCGAUACCCGACUUGACCGGGUAGUUUCUGUUUGUUUUUACUUUCUUUGGGACGGUGACUACUAGCUAGCCGACUCCAUUUCUCACAGUUGGAGGGGCGUGUUGGAGUUAGCAAACAAGCUAACUUUUCCUGGGAUCUAACGGACUUUUACAGUAUUAACGGUCGCUUUUGAACACGGUCUUUUUUCACUCGAUACCUUUUUAUAUUGAGGUAGUGAGAAGUUCACUGUGUGUUUUUGCUACUACACACAGUAGCGGGGGUUCAAUCGGGGGAUUUUCCCGUCGACGUCGCCGGGGUUUAAAUCCUAAAAGAAAAUGUCGAGCUACACUCGCCAUCGGCGCGGAUCUCCGUCUCCUAAAACGGUACCAAUCCGACAAAAACUACAGUUCACCUCCAGCGACGGGGAGGACGAACCCAUAGAGGACGUAAACAACAGCACUGGGGGGGAGUCCGGCUUCACGGAGAUGGAUUCCCCGAUGCCAGUGCGCCGGGACACUGUGGAUAAGCGCCUGGAGGGCAGCAGCAGCCCCCUGAACCAGUCCUGCGGGGACGACGACGUGGAGCUGUGGGACGAGGAGAGCUUUGGCUCCCCGUCUCACCUGGGGUCCCCGAGCAGCGUGAUUUUCGCUCACUGCUCCCCGUCUCCGAGGAAGACAUCCCGGCUGUACCGAGGCUCCCCGGACCGGUCAUACGUGCAGGACGACGGGGAAGCAUCCAGCUCCCCGAUCCCUGACUGCCCCGACACACCUCCACACAAAACCUUCAGAAAACUAAGACUCUUUGACACACCGCACACACCAAAGAGUUUGCUUUCCAAAGCCAGGAGCUCUGGGUCGGGGUCGUCCAGCAGGAGAGUUGCCCUGUUCAAGAAUGUGGAGCCUUCAGGAAAGUCUCUCACAGACAGCAGCAGGAGACAGCAGACACCGCUGGUCAACUUUAACCCUUUCACCCCCGACUCCCUGCUCAUACAGUCCGCCACACAGCACAGGAACAGGAAGAGAGCGCACUGGAAUGACUCCUGUGGAGAAGACAUGGAGGCGAGUGACGGAGAGGGAGAGGAGGAAUUGUUUCCCCCAUCAAAGAGGCUCACCAUGAUGGAGAGCAACAUGAUGUCUCGGUAUGUCUCAGAGUUUCUGGAGCUGGAGAAAAUCGGCUGUGGAGAGUUCGGAGCCGUGUUCAAGUGUGUGAAGAGACUCGAUGGCUGCAUCUACGCCAUCAAGAGAUCCAAGAAACCUCUGGCAGGAUCCAUAGACGAACAGAACGCCUUGCGGGAGGUUUACGCCCAUGCCGUGCUGGGUCAGCACCCCCACGUGGUCCGAUAUUACUCUGCCUGGGCGGAGGACGACCACAUGCUGAUCCAAAACGAGUACUGCAACGGCGGCACGCUGUCCGACGCCAUCGCAGAAAACUACAGGAGGCUCAGCUACCUCACGGAGCUUGAGCUGAAGGAUCUGCUGCUGCAGGUCACACGGGGACUCAAAUACAUCCACUCCACCUCACUGGUGCACAUGGACAUCAAGCCCAGCAACAUCUUUAUCUCUCGGAAGACUGUAUCCAGCUGCGAUGACUGUGAUGAUGAAGAAGGGAUGACCACCAGCGUCGUCUACAAAAUAGGUGAUCUCGGUCAUGUGACUCGGGUGAACAAUCCUCAAGUGGAGGAAGGGGACAGCCGGUACCUCGCCAACGAAGUCUUACAAGAGGACUACAGUAAGUUGACGAAGGCGGACAUCUUUGCUCUGGCUCUGACCGUCGUCAGCGCGUCGGGAGCCGAGCCGCUUCCCACCAACGGAGACAAAUGGCACGAGAUCCGACAGGGAAAACUUCCCAACAUCCCACAAGUACUUUCUCCAGACUUCCUCAGUCUGCUCAAGCUGAUGAUCCACCCCGACCCCAGCAGACGUCCGUCCACGUCGGAGCUCAUCAAACACCCGGUGCUGCUCACGGCGGCGAGGAUGAGCGCCGACCAGCUGCGAGUCGAGCUCAACGCUGAGAAGUUCAAGAACGCUCUGCUACAGAAAGAGCUGAAGAAGGCGCAGCAGGCCCGAGCUGCAGCGGAGGAAAAGGUUUUAUCCACCGACCGGAUCCUGACCCGCUCCACGGUCCUUCCGAACCCCCGAACCUCCAGACUCAUUGGCAAGAAGAUGAACCGCUCCGUCAGCCUCACCAUCUACUGAGACUGAAACACAAAGGCUCAUGUACCUUCUUCAAUCAUAAAUUCAGAUGUAGCGCCAUCGUAGCUCACAUGUUCCCGGGAUCGAAUCCAGCCCGCAGACCGCCUGUCUUUGGGCUUCUGCAGAAACGCUGAAAGGAUAAACUUUAGGGAGAAAGAACCCUGUUGGAUUGGAUCUGUCUCUUUAGCUUUCUUUCCGAGGAGACCCCCGUAACUGUAGAACUCGAUAAACUGUCAUUGCCAACGUAGUUCAACCUAAUACUUUCCCAAUGGACUUAAGACAAAGAAACCGGCAUCCCUGAAAGGUAGCUACUUUACCUUUUCCGCACUCUGUCAUCCCCUGCAAACUCCACCUGCUGAGACUUUAACCACAACAGGAAGUGAAACACAAAGGCUCAAGGACCUCUUUAAUCAGAUAUUGACAGGCAGCCUCUGUCUUUGGUGUACGGUAGAAACUCAACGUAGCUACUUUACGUUUUUCCACACUCAUUCAUUCCUCUGAGUAGACGUCAGGCUCUCUCUCUGUUUCUGUCCUUGCACUUCCCUCGAACAAGCCGAACCGCCUCCUCUUCAGUGUGAAUGUACUUUUCCGUGCGCACCUUACUGCCUGUCGAACGCCUGAUGCGGGGUACCUGAGGGGUCUGAGGAUUUCUGUGUUUGUAAUGGAGCACUUUGGAGGCAACAUCUGGAACUUGCCAGACUUUGUUUGUUUAAAAAUAAAUACUGCUGCUAUUGAUGUUUGUGUGUAUCAGGGUUGGAUCGUUCUAGAGGUCAUUGGCUCUUAUUUUGAAGAAGCAGGAGACCGUUUUCCACCAAACGGUCCCCCCCCCCCCCAUGUAAUCCAAUCGGAUGGAGAAUGGAUCAUGCCAUGUGAGGAAAAUCAUCACUUUGAGCUCUCUCAUGAUCUGUGACGUUAACGUGUGUUUUUCUCGGUGCUGCCAACCCUGCCUGUAGCAUUAGAACAAUCAUCGUCCUGUUCUUUACGUUCUCAUUUGUUUUGUUUUUAUUUCCUCACUGCUUGUCUUUAAUUACUGUUUAGAAAAGUAUUCCUCAUCUUUUUUUUGUUCUAACACAAAACAACGUUUCUGUCGUUGUAACCUUGUACAUAUGUUCUCUAAAUAAAUUCUCACCAUCUUCA
Messenger RNA from Eleginops maclovinus (Patagonian blennie), 3454 nucleotides. It is a transcript of the gene wee1, whose product is annotated as WEE1 G2 checkpoint kinase. The record is from RefSeq and is a predicted model, not a curated record. Gene Ontology annotation, molecular function: ATP binding; magnesium ion binding; non-membrane spanning protein tyrosine kinase activity. Bases 461 to 2320 code for a protein of 619 amino acids. NCBI's taxonomy places the organism in Eukaryota, Metazoa, Chordata, Actinopteri, Perciformes, Eleginopidae. Gene Ontology annotation, biological process: mitotic cell cycle; negative regulation of G2/MI transition of meiotic cell cycle; protein phosphorylation. The transcript is spliced from 10 exons. Gene Ontology annotation, cellular component: nucleus; cytoplasm.